CAUGUAUGACCCUGAUCAUAGUCCGUCAUUUUAUGCGCAUGUGUAUUCUAUUGUUAUUACAUAUAUAUAUUCCGUUAAGAUAAUAAAAUAGCAAUAGUAGUAGAGACAAUUAUUAAUUACCAAAGACAUCAUAAUUUCAAGUUGUCAUAAUGGUAGAGGAAUCAGGUUGCGGUGAACUACAACAAUUGGUUCAAGAAGAAGAAUGCGAAGAACCACUAAGUCGUGGUGGUGAAGCUACACCUCCUUCAACCCCGGCAAGAUCACAACAUCCGAGUAAAAAUGAAACCCAUAGUUCUCAUGUUUCGCAACAAGUAUUAUGGGAGAGCAAUACACAGACUUCUCCUAUCGUUAGUAAGGGUAGUUCGGGUCAAGCAACGAGUCAAGGUUCUAUGGUUUCUGGUAGAGCCAUUAAUUUUUCUAAUCAUACUGCCAAUCAAUCUCGUUUGAUUUACUUAAAUGAAAAAGAGAAACAAAGACCUAAUCGACCAGAACCUCCAAGGCUCAAUAGACAACAAAAAGACAUGACGCCGUGCAAACACCAUUGUUUUUUAUCAGAGGUUCCCGACGUCAGACGCAUGGAACAAGCUUUACUGCAACUAUUGGAAGAUUUUCAUAGCGGAAAUUUACGAGCCUUCGGUAAAGAUUGCAGUAUGGAACAAAUGACAGAGAUAAGAGAACAACAAGAACGUUUAGCUAGACUUCAUUUUGAAUUAGGUCAAAGACAAGAAGUCGGUAGCGAUCAGUCUGGUUUAAGACAAUCAAGUGCGAAUAUGAGACAUUUAUUACAUCGUCUUCAACAACUUAGCGUUUGCAUUGAAAAAUUGCAUAGUAAAUAAAUUUAAUAUUGGAUAAUUCGUGUACAUUUUUUACUAUUUUCAUAUAUUAUACAUAUUUAUCUUAUAAGAGAUUAAUGUAUUAUAUCAGAUUUUCUUCCCUGAUGUAUAAUUAUGUUAAUAAUAUAUAAAAUAUCAACAAU
This is a messenger RNA of Polistes canadensis, 976 nucleotides long. Its product is annotated as coiled-coil domain-containing protein 28A. The record is from RefSeq and is a predicted model, not a curated record. NCBI's taxonomy places the organism in Eukaryota, Metazoa, Arthropoda, Insecta, Hymenoptera, Vespidae. The transcript has 5 exons. Bases 150 to 836 code for a protein of 228 amino acids.